UUUGGUCUCUGGCCUAGGCUGGCCUCAAACUCUUGAAUUCGCGGCAGUCCCGCCUCAGCCUGGGAUCACAGGCCUCUGGCUUCAGGAACAAAAAAAGCACGGCUCUGAACUCACCUGGGUUUCCGAUUUGUGUAUUCUUUUCCGAAUUAGAUUGGUAAACAUCACGUCAAGUCCUGGCUCACAAGAUACCAUGGAGGCCUGACUGAGGCUACAGCUUUUGGUCCUCCCCGGAAUUUCCUGAGGAAAUGAUUGCAUCCUUUCUCUGGCAACACCGAAAUAUCUGUGCAUUAUCACUGCGUCCCAAGGAAUGUGUUUUUGAUCUUCUGAAUUCCAACCAUGUUGUCAAACUGCUUACUAAAAUUUCUAAAAGGCACAAGCUCUCAUCCAUAUCCAGCGUCAUGCUGCUGGUUAAUAAGCAAACGCAAGUUUUCUGGAACUACACCAGCAGCCGUGUCUCUCAGGCGAGUUGUCAUCACAGGCAUCGGACUAGUGACACCACUAGGUGUUGGGACUCAACUAGUUUGGGGUCGGCUUCUCCGAGGAGAAAGUGGAGUUGUUUCUGUAGUUGGUGAUGAGUACAAGAGUAUUCCUUGCAGUGUAGCUGCUUAUGUGCCAAGAGGUGCUGCUGAAGGUCAGUUCAAUGAACAAAACUUUGUGUCCAAAUCAGACACCAAGUCCAUGUCAUCUCCCACCAUCAUGGCCAUCGGGGCAGCAGAGUUGGCACUGAAAGACUCCGGCUGGCAUCCGAAGUUAGAAGCAGAUCGGGUGGCUACUGGCGUUGCCAUUGGCAUGGGCAUGGUUCCUCUUGAAGUUGUUUCUGAAACUGCUUUGAUGUUUCAGACCAAAGGUUACAAUAGAGUCAGCCCAUUCUUUGUCCCUAAGAUUCUGAUCAAUAUGGCUGCAGGCCAGGUCAGCAUUCGCUAUAAACUCAAGGGCCCCAAUCACUCAGUGUCCACAGCCUGCACAACAGGAGCACAUGCUGUGGGCGACUCUUUUAGAUUUAUAGCCCAUGGUGAUGCAGAUGUGAUGGUGGCUGGGGGCACAGAUUCUUGCAUUAGUCCAUUAUCUCUUGCUGGGUUUUCCAGAGCCCGCGCUCUGAGCACAAACCCAGAUCCUAAGCUGGCCUGCCGACCGUUUCAUCCAGAGAGAGAUGGUUUUGUCAUGGGCGAGGGUGCUGCUGUGCUGGUGUUAGAAGAACAUGAACAUGCUGUUCAGAGAGGAGCCCGGAUAUAUGCGGAAGUUCUGGGCUAUGGACUCUCGGGUGAUGCUGGUCACAUAACUGCCCCCGAUUCUGAAGGAGAAGGUGCCUUCAGAUGCAUGGCCGCUGCUGUGAAAAAUGCAGGUGUGUUGCCUGAACAGAUAUCCUAUGUCAACGCACAUGCCACCUCCACACCACUGGGUGAUGCUGCAGAAAACAGGGCCAUUAAGAGGCUCUUUGGAGAUCACGCUGGUGCCCUUGCUAUAUCUUCCACAAAAGCAGCCACCGGGCAUCUGUUGGGGGCUGCAGGGGCGGUUGAGGCAGCUUUUACCGCACUGGCUUGUUACCAUCAAAAACUACCACCGACUUUAAACCUGGAUUGUACAGAGCCAGAAUUUGAUCUCAAUUAUGUUCCACUGGAGGCGCAGGAAUGGAAAACUGAGGGUCGACGUAUUGGACUCACCAAUUCCUUUGGGUUUGGUGGUACUAAUGCAACACUUUGUCUUGCUGGCAUGUGAACAUUGGCUUUUAACUCUCAUAAAUGUAUAUAUAAUAAUGUGCAUACAUAUGUUUAAUAUCAAUACCCAGAUGUCUUUAACACAACUGGUGUUUGUAGUAGAGUAGUUCUUGCUAGGGAAGGGGCUGCCCAGAGCUCUAUGGGUAUUUUACAGCAUCUUGGUGUCUCCUGUAAGAUUUCAGGGGCAACUAGUAACAACCAGAUUUGUCUUUGGACAUGUCCUUAUGUUUUCUGGGGGCUAAAAUAACCUGCACCCAAGAAUUAUUAAUUUGUAUUUCCCUAAUGCUCUGAAUCAAAUAGCUUUUGGUGCUAUUUUUUUCUCCUCCUGUCCUCUUCAGACAUUUAUUUAGAGAGUAGCUCCUCCAAGCAAGGCAGUGCUGUUGCAUGUUGUAACUCCGGGGCACCGUUUUUGUUCUGCAUGUAGGAAAAGAUGAUACAAGUGGGAGUGUGUGUCAUUAGUCAGCAUCCUUUGAGGACAGCUGUGACCACUGAUGACCUAUUCACCAAUCUAGGUGUCGUUAAUGGAAUUUCCCCGAACUCUCAAGUGUUCACUUCUCAGGAGGAAGUGAAACUGUUUGACACUUCUUCUGGGUGUAUUUGUGCUGUGAAGAAUAGACAAAAAGAUCCUUUGCAAAGAGACUCUUGGUAAAUUAGGCCCCCUUCCCUCAGUCUACCUCUUUGUGCCUGUGGCAGUAUUCUGGCAGCUUCCUAUUCUAAGAACCAGUGGGCCCUCUACUUCCUGGGUUGGGAAUUUCUUUAAAGCCAGAGGAGCAAGUUUCCUGGAGGUGACAAUAAGCCAGGGAAGCAUUUGUGGGUGGGGCUUUUACUUCAGAGCAAGUGCUCCAUUUCCAUGCAGACCCUCAGGUCCGCAGUGAUAGGGAGCUUCGUUCAGGCACUCACAGCAUUCCCCACCCAGGGACACCUUAAGGGCCUCUCUGUCCCUGUUCAGCUUUCCCUGCUUUUGUCCCUGCCCCAUGAGCCAUCCCCAAACAAACUGCCUUCUCUUGGACUCUACUUUCUCAGUAGCUCACAAUGAGACAGAGUAAAAAUGAGGAAAAAAGGUUGUAUGUCUUUCGGCAGAAAUGAGUAACAUUCCCACAUUUUACUUAAAACUUUUUGUUCUUGUUUUAUUUUUUUUAAAGAUUUUUAAAUAACACAUAUGAAUGUUUUCCCUGUACAUAUAUGUAUGUACCUCAUGUGUGAGUCUGGGGCACAGGGAGGCCAGAACAAGGCAUCAGAUGGCCUGGAACUUCAGUUAUAGAUGGUUGUGAAUCAUCACGUGGGUGCUUAGAACCAAACCUGGGUCCUCUGCCAGAGCAACAAGUCUCUUAACUGCUGAGCCAUCUCUCCAGCCCCUUGUCCUUGGUUCUUAAAAUCUGUAUGUGUGUUGGUUGGGGGCAUGUCUUUGGGUGCAUGUGCCAAAAUGGUGGUCCGAGGACAACUCUGGAGUUGGUUUUCUCCUCCCACUGUUAUAUGAGUUCCAGGGGUGGAACUCAGGUCUUUGGGCGUAUAUUGCAAGCACCUUUAUCUGCUGGGCCAAUUAAGGAGCCCAGUUUUUCAAUGAAAAAAAAAAAAAAGAAAGAAAGAAAAUAGGGUCUCACUUUGUAGCACAAGCUGCCCCCAGAUUUUCUGUGUAUCUCAGGCUGCCCUCAAACUUGUCAUGAAGAACAAGCAGGCUGCAAAUUCCCUAGUGCAAGCAUUAUAAGUUUGUGGCACCACACAUGGAUUAGUUUUAGUAGGCUAAAACUACAUUGACUCUAACUAUGGUUCUCAAUCCUCUAAUGCUCAAACACUAAUCAGUAUUAAUUUCUGUUAACGUGUUUGCUCAGCUGAGAACUUAAUGGGUGCCCUGCAUUGUCACCUGUAAACAAGUAUGCACUAGAGAAGUUCCAAAGCAGGGCUGAAUACGUAAGUCAACAAAUCUCAGGUUAAGGGGGAAAAUGAGGAAGGAAGGGUGUUCCACCCUGAGAGGAUUCAAUGUAGAAAGUUCUAGAAGUUAGAACACUUAUACUAAACAAACCCAGUAUACUCUGAGGUGGGAGGUUGGGAGAUGUCAGAAGACCUGUUAGAUGCUGGGUCACAGAGAACUCAGCAAGUUAUAAGGAAGGGAGGGUAAUAAGCCAUUUAAGUUUUGAAAUGGCAGGGUGGCUUUGUAAUGUGUCCAUUUGGCUGGGUUGAACUGUUUCCCAGCAUUCACUUUUUGCUUAGGAUUAGUUUUAAGAGAUUUUUUUUUAUGAAUGAUAUGAAAGAUGUUAUUGAAUCUUAAUGUGAGUCAGUGGGUGAGCCUGCAACUCUUCCUGUGAGUCCUGAAUCGUUUCCAACUCCUGCAAAGGUAUGCUUUUGGCUUCAUGACACUAGCUUCUGCCCAUGCCAUCAAAAUAAAGAACAGGAACUUG
Molecule: messenger RNA, 4111 nt
Organism: Peromyscus leucopus (white-footed mouse)
Lineage: Eukaryota; Metazoa; Chordata; Mammalia; Rodentia; Cricetidae
Gene: Oxsm
Product: 3-oxoacyl-ACP synthase, mitochondrial
Exons: 4
Coding region: 337-1716 (459 amino acids)
Biological process (GO): fatty acid biosynthetic process
Molecular function (GO): 3-oxoacyl-[acyl-carrier-protein] synthase activity
Source: RefSeq, a predicted model, not a curated record